AUGAUUGGUAUUGGGGAGGGGGACCGUGCCAAUGUCCGGUCCGUCCCCAGCUACGGCCCGAAAAUCAUCCAGGCGCCUAAGGCGCCCAGUAGCCGUACCGGGCAGGAGAGGCCCACAGCCACCACUCCCAGGAUAGCAACGGGCCUCCGCACCCAGAGCCCGCCAGCGCCCAAGGGCAGGGCCAGCCCACCACCGGGGGGAGCAGAGCCCCCCCAGACCGCCCACCAGGGAGGUACGGCCAGAUACCCACCACCGUCACCCCCACCGCCCCCCAGAAGCCGACCGCACGCCCCCCAGCCCAGGGAGGGACAGGCGGAGGCCCACGUAGGGCCACCAGCCAAGGGGGCCCCCAGAGACAGAAGAGAGGCAGACUCCCGAGCCGGUCCAGACCCCCCAGGUAGAGGCAGGGCCAAUGGUCCAAGGACCCGCCGCGCCCAACCCCGCGGUGCCCCGGAGAGGGGUCCCCCAACAUCCAGGAGCAUCUGCUCCCGCCGACGACCCCCGCCGGGUAGGCAGACUGCCGCCCACCACAGUACCUUCAGGGAGGUGCGUCAUGAUGAGCCACAACCAUGCCUCCCGGACACCCCCCAGACCGAGCGCAGGGGACCCGAUCCCCCACGUCCAGCGACGCCUCAUGGCCACCACUGCUGCCCCCACCCAGACCGCCAGUCCCGACACGGCCAGGGGGUGGGCAGGAAUCGAGCGCUCAGGAGUGCACCCCGGAGGGGAGAACCCAGGGGAGGGGCCAACCCCACCCCCCAGCGCCCCGCAGGCCCCAGCGUACAGAGACCCAGACCCCCUACCCCCACCCGCAGUGCGGCGCCAGCCCAGCCCCAGCCCACGGCCCACCACCCCCAACCCCCACGGGCCCCCCAGGCCAAGGUGGCAGCCCCCCCACAAAUCCACCCCGACCCCCGUAGGGCAGACCCACAGCCACAGAGGGCCACCAACCCACACAGACCACCAGGCAUCCCCAGUACCCCAGAUGCACGGCCCGCAACACCACGGACCGACCAGGGAAGACACAGUCACCAACCCGCCCUAGGAAAUAUAAUCAAUUAG
Messenger RNA from Solea senegalensis (Senegalese sole), 1062 nucleotides. Its product is annotated as basic salivary proline-rich protein 2-like. The record is from RefSeq and is a predicted model, not a curated record. The transcript has a single exon. Lineage: Eukaryota; Metazoa; Chordata; Actinopteri; Pleuronectiformes; Soleidae. The coding region runs from base 1 to 1062 and encodes 353 amino acids.